Messenger RNA from Paramecium tetraurelia, 1111 nucleotides. RefSeq lists its product as uncharacterized. NCBI's taxonomy places the organism in Eukaryota, Ciliophora, Oligohymenophorea, Peniculida, Parameciidae. The record is from RefSeq and is a predicted model, not a curated record. The transcript is spliced from 4 exons. Gene Ontology annotation, biological process: malate metabolic process; oxaloacetate metabolic process; tricarboxylic acid cycle. Gene Ontology annotation, molecular function: L-malate dehydrogenase (NAD+) activity.
AUGCAAAAAUAUCUCCAAAACACCUUUGCUAAAUAAUUAAAUAAAGCUUCAUUUGCUUAAUUCGGUCAUUCUGGACAUGCAAAUAAAAAACCUCCCGUGAGAGUGGCAAUUACAGGAGCAGCUGGAUAAAUUGGUUACUCCUUAAUAUUUAGAAUUGCAAGCGGAGAGAUGUUGGGACCAAAUCAACCAGUUAUUCUUCAUUUGAUCGAUUUACCAUUUGCUAUGGCUGCAUUGAAUGGAGUAGUAAUGGAAAUUCAAGAUUGUGCAUUCCCACUUGUCAAGGGAAUAGUAGCAACAGACAAUCAAGCAGUUGGAUUCAAAAAUGUUGAUUAUGCUCUCCUUGUCGGUGCAAAACCCAGAGGUCCAGGAAUGGAAAGAGGAGACCUCUUAAAAGACAAUGGUAAAAUAUUCACUGAAACUGGAAAGCAUAUUAAUGAACAUGCCAGUAGAGAUAUAAAAGUGGUUGUUGUUGGUAAUCCAUGCAAUACAAAUUGCUUAAUUUUAGCAAAUCAAAUUAAAGAUAUUCCAAAAGAAAACUUUACAGCUAUGACAAGAUUAGAUCAUAAUAGAGCACAACAUCAAUUAGCUGACAAAUUGGGAGUUCAUACUACCGAUAUCAGAAAAAUAGCCAUCUUUGGAAAUCAUUCCCCCACCAUGGUACCCUAUAUUGAUUAAAUGACAGCAAAAAAUCAUAAAGCCACUGUAGAUUAAUAAUGGGUGUCCUAAACUUUUAUUCCAACUGUUCAAUAAAGAGGAGCUGAAAUCAUCAAGGCUAGAAAACUGUCCAGUGCAGCUUCAGCAGGAAAUGCUGCCAUGAAUCACAUUACUACUUGGGUUAAUGGAACUUCUGAAAGUGAUUUUACAUCCAUGGCCAUUCCUUCUGAUGGUAGCUAUGGUGUCCCCAAGGGAUUGAUUUUCUCAUUUCCUGUUUCUGUCAAAAAUGGAAAAUACUCCAUUGUUUAGGGAUUGCCAAUUUCACCCUUCUACUAAGGCCUUCUUGAUAAAACCAUAAAGGAAUUAGUUGAUGAGAGAAAUGCAGUCGAUCAUUUGCUUAAAUGAUAUUCCAUAUUUAAUCAAUCCAUAUUAAAAUAUUAAUAAAUUAAAUUAUUAA